This is a messenger RNA of Gongylonema pulchrum, 162 nucleotides long. NCBI's taxonomy places the organism in Eukaryota, Metazoa, Nematoda, Chromadorea, Rhabditida, Gongylonematidae. The record is from the annotation of a GenBank genome assembly.
AAAAAAGAACAUUUAUCCCUGCCAACACGACCAUCGCUUACGCUAAAUGGACCAAAAGAUGCGGAAGUGAUUGCACAGCUGCGCAACUACUACCAGCUCGCUGCACAACAGUACCGUGCUGUUUUUGAGACUCUGGAGCAGAAUGGUAAGCCUGAUGUAUAA